Molecule: messenger RNA, 675 nt
Organism: Paracoccidioides brasiliensis Pb18
Exons: 2
Coding region: 1-675 (224 amino acids)
Source: RefSeq, a predicted model, not a curated record
AUGCGACGCCAGACGAAAUUCCAGGGAGGUACAAGCGCUCUGGGUCGCAAUCGAGACCUGGUUCUGAUUCCCAGUGUUUUUGAUCAAGAUUCCUCAACGAGCUUCUGUGAUCCCCAGAGCUUCGCAGGUUCGAACCUCUCUACUGUGGACCAACCUCUGCAGCGGAUACGACGCCGACAUCAUUCUCCCUCUCGCUCGGUUGAUACAGAGCCUGGGUCUUCGCCCGACAACCCAAUCGAUCUAGAGAAUGUUACGGAUCAAGAACAAGACACUCAGCCUCUCAACGAAGAUCGAGAAGCUGAACACCUUGAUGGCGAUCCCGAGCCUGAGAGCGAUAGUGAGGCUGGAACUGGAAGAGAUGUUGAGAAUACGCCGCUGCCGCUGCAGGACGCGGAGAUGGAGACGGACCCGUACAGCAAUCUCUGGGGGAACGAGGGCAGUGACAAGGAGAACGUUGAACCGCCACUAUCUCUUCCCACUAAGCUCGCCGAUGAUGUCUCCGUGGAUGGGCCCUUGAAGGAGACAGACACCUACCGCAGUCAGCGAGUCCCCUUCAACCUACGUCAAUCCAGACCCAGGCAGCCCUCAUAUCUUCAUCUCACGUGCCGCAAGGAGGCUGGAGACAGGUGCCUUGAAGUAUCUUCUGUGGGCACCGGCAUGGUGGACAGAGGAUGA